This is a messenger RNA of Effrenium voratum, 3760 nucleotides long. Lineage: Eukaryota; Dinophyceae; Suessiales; Symbiodiniaceae. The record is from the annotation of a GenBank genome assembly.
CUCGAUCAUGGCUACGAUGUGAGCUCUCCAGGCAAGGAUGAAGAAGGCCUGCGAGAGCAGCGUCCUUUUGCUGGCCAUUGCCGGCUCCUGGGUGAGCGUGGCGCAGCUGGCACGCGCGGCAGAGGUGGCGACGCUGCAGCUACAGCACCACACCGUGGUGCCCCUGGUCACCUGGGCCAACUCCACGGCGUGGAUCCUGCUGGCCAUGCCCUACAUGGCCAUGAGGCGGUCCCGCGGCGCGGAAGGCUGUGAGCUGCUGGCCACGGACGCCUUCAAGGCUUCCCAGCCCCCAAGGUUCUUGUUCAUCGCACUGACCACCAACUUUAGCUACAUCAGUGCGCUGCAUUACUUGCCUGCUUCGCUGAACACGGCCAUCUUCAGUAGUAGUCCAGUUUUUACGCUGCUCCUCCAGAGCGUUUUCCUUCCUGCUGAAGCAGGCCGAAGCCUGUCGCCCGGCUUCGGGGAGGUGCGGGCUGCUUUAUGCGGCUUGAAGGCUUUGAGCGUGAUCUUGUCAGUUGUCGGAGUGCUUUUGAUCACUGAGCCCUGGCGAGAUUCCGAAGGCGACGAUGGCCUGGACAAGCGAUCCAGGAUCUUGGGCGCUGGCAUGUCGCUCUUCGCGGCGCUGGGGACGUCCAUCUACCAGGUCUACUUCAAGAAGGUCUUCGGCGACCGGAUGAAGCCGGAGGAGGUGGGGCUAUUUCUGGCUCACAUGGGAUGCUGGUCCUCUUGCCUCCUGGGCGCUGGCCUAGCUGUGCUGCUGGGGAGGGGCAUCUACGAGCUGAACCUGGCUAGGGUGCCCUGGGCGAUGGUCCUCUCCUCCUCCUUGAGCUCUGCGCUCUUCAACUUUCUCAUCAAGUUCGGGCUGUCGCGGGAGACGCCUGUGACUACGAGCUUGGGCACGCAGAUAGGCAUUCCCUUGAACUUGCUGCUGGACGUGCUCGUAAUCCACAGCCGCUUCCGGCGGUGUCAGGCGGCAGGCGUGCUGACGAUGCUUCUGAGCUUCAGCAUUUGGCACCACUCGGAGGCCAAAUCUGCAAAGGUCGCAGGACAGGGCGCAAUGUGGAUGAAUGGAGGCCUUGAUCCCAGAGGUUGCGCCAUGGCCUCCACGUUCUCAGGCACUGAGUUGACUUAUGCGGAAGCGGCCUUGCCAAAAGCGCCAGGCCUCAUGAGCAAGCUGGUGUGCUCUGGCCCCUUGGCGCGUGCCCUGGACCGCGGCGUGCUGAUCGCGGCCCUGGCGAAGUUCUUCCAUGUGAACCAGCCCGCCUGCCAAGCUCGCCUGGAGGCGCGGGUACCUUGUGUCGUUUUCCCCAAGCCACUGGGGCUGAUCUUAGGCUGCAAAGAUCCGGAGCACCUGGUCUUCAUGCAGCUCGCCUCGAAGCGAGUGGCUGCCCAUCCCGACCCGAUAGAGGAGCAUGCGGGUUGCAGCGCUCUUUGCAUCUUUGGAGAUCUGGAUGCCGAGAAGGUUUUGGUGGGCGACAACGGCACUGACUGGGCGUGCGUGGACAUCCAGUCCUUCAUCGUCAGCCACGCCAGCAGCGAGGAUUGUCAGAAUCUCAUCGACCACUUUGCUCCGCUCUGCUGCGAGCGCCAGAAGAACGAAGCCAGCGCCAAUGUGACCUGUUCAGAGUGCAGCAAUGGCUGCGUUGUUCUGGGGGCCUGCUUCCAUAGUUUGCAACUACAGGCAUUGACCCCAGCCGUAUGUUCCGAGCAUGCGGGUACCUGGUGCGGCUCCAAUCACUCCAGCCUGCAAGAGAACCAGGGCGAGCAGUCCCUGGUGGCCGCAUCCAUGGGAACGACCGGUUUCGCCCAAGACUAUGAGUUUUCGACGUAUGGUUGGUGCAUGUUUGGCUACUACGCUGGCAGGGAGGAAAACAGCAACCGCGACAGCCUGGAGAACUGCAUGAAGGCAUGCAAUUUAGAAGACAGGUGCAAGUUCUUCAGUUUUCUGCAGGGUCAAACCUGCAGCCGCUAUGACACAGACAGCUGCUUCUCCCUUGGCCUUUGGCCUUACAGCAUUUACAAGAAGAAGGACCUGCCGUAUAUGUGGUUGGGCGCCGGCUUUUGCGAGGACGGCUACUAUGCUGGCUGGGAGAGCAACAGCAACAAGGACAGCUUGGGCAAUUGCAAGACUGCCUGUGACAUGGAGUCGGAGUGCAAGUACAUUGCAUUCAAGCAAGGUUCCACUUGCAGCCGUUACAAUGGCAACAGCUGCGCUAUUCGGGCAGAGAGCUCCCACGCAGCAUACAAGAAGGUCAACCCGAGCUUCAAGUUAGCUUCCAUCGGAUAUUGCAGUCACGGUUACUAUGCUGGCUGGGAGACGAACAGCUUCAAGGACAGCUUGAAAAACUGCAUGUCGGCAUGCGAAGCUGAGCAACGAUGCAAGUACUUCUCCUUUUGGCAGGGAAACACCUGCAGUCGGUACGACACUUACAACUGCCAACCGAACACAGACACAUCCCAUGUCACCUACAAGAGAGUGAUGGUGCCGCCAGCAUGCUGUACGGGCGGUGACUUCGUGCACACGAGCGACAAGUGCCGCAGUCGCAGAGUGUACAUGAAGGGCGAGCAUCACCACUGGCUUCCAGAAGGCCACUCCGAAGUGAGCCUCACCGGGAACCCUGAGGGCACCGGUGAAGUGCACUGGGAGUGUCAUGCCCGGCGGCGGCGCUGCGGCUUGCUUGGAUGUGGGGGCACCGGCUAUGAACGCACCGGCUUCGAUCCUCCUGCCACGGAUGCAACAGUCCACUACAACGGUGAAACCAUCGACUACUGGCCCAAGUACUGCGCCCCGGAAAUGCCCUGGAGUGAGGAAUCGCCCGCAGAUCGUGGCUGCUGCUCUAUCGCAGACGGCACAGUGGAUCGGUGCCGGUCUUCAAGCUAUAUCAAGAUCCAGGUGGGAUCCACAUGGAAGUACUGCUACAAGAACCAGAUCUGUGAGUGGGAAUUCCCGACGCCACAGACCCAAGGCGUCAAGUUAAGCUGGUACUGCGGCAACACCGAGGAGAAGGUGCGAUGGGGUCUCUACUUCGACACGCUUCAGGUGAAGUUCCACUGCGACGGCAAGGUGGAGUGGAACCCUUGGUGGUGUGGUUUGGCCACCGGCGGCAAGGCCCCGGCGUCUGUGGUCACGCAGUUUGCCGGCGUGAUUGGUGUCAGCACCGGCGGCGACUUCAUCAAUGGCCAGAACUCACAGCCGCUGACGGUCACGGAGAUGAGAAACAAGGCUGACGACUUCAUAUACCAGAACCGGAAAGCCAUUUGCGAGGGCAUGUCAGCCGCGGCUGUGUACGACCAGCUGCUGAAGCCUUCCAGCGUGUGCUGGCGAGCUGGCAUGACGGCCCGGUCAUCCUUGUUUCCGCACCACUCCGAUUAUGGCACGAAGACAUCCUUGGCAGAGGAGAACACCCAGUUUGAGCGGGGAGAGUGGAGCGGCUCCAGAGCAACACCACGCUGCUGCAAAUGGCGGCAUCCGGCAACGCACGGGAAGAGGACCUAUUCAUUGAUCCCUUUCAGACGUACUGCGCGCUCAGCGGUGGGACUGAUUGCGCUAAGAUCGGCAAGGAGAGUUGCACCUGUUAUUGCGUGGAGCCUGGGACUUGCACCUCGGUCAUGGCCGCCAAGUACGGCAAGGCGGCUGCGGCCGUCCUGGCUGCUUGGAAGGGCCAAAGGGCCAAAGUCGGGAUGGGCUUUGGUUUUGGGGCUGGGUGGAUUUGAGGCUUGCGGGCGGGGUAAAAGUCAGUGUAUGAUUCUCAUGGGCUAG